CACCAAAGCUGGUUGUUCUUAAGCAUGUCUUCAAGUGACCCUCAAAACUCGGCCUCCGGCUCGCAGGACCCAACGUCUUUUUUGCGGUCGGCCACUUUCUCGCGUGAUGGACCAGCAGUGUCCGUGGAGAAUGCUGUAACGGCUAACGACUUGCUCCUGGGUGCAUACGACCCGGCCAAAUUACAUCCUCUAGCUCAACUUGGGGACCAAUUAGACUAUCUUGUACUAGAUGACGAUAAGAUGAGUGAGUUGCCAGGGGCCGGCACAGCCAUUCCUUCUCGAGGUUGGAGUGAUGAUUUAUGCUACGGAACUGGCACAAUGUAUCUCAGUGGUCUGGCUUUGGGUGGCUUUUGGGGUGUGAGUGAAGGCGCUCGAAGACCUCUAGCCGUAUCAAAUACCCGCCUCCGGAUCAACAGCGUUCUUAAUUCUGUCACGCGAAGAGGAACGUUCAUAGGUAACUCAGCUGGUGUACUUGCCCUUGUCUAUAACGGAAUCAACUCCACCAUUGACUCUUUUCGCGGAAAACAUGACACAGCCGGCAGCAUGGCUGCCGGUGCAUUAACAGGCGCCCUCUACAAGUCAACAGCCGGGGUAAAACCCGCUCUUGCAGCAGCAUCAGUGAUAUCGGGAGUGGCAGGGAUUUGGAGCUACGUGAAGAAGAGAGUAUGAUAGACUCCUGUAACAUAUACCUUCCUAAUAUUUGCUUACCUAUGUGAGAUUUUAUUCUGACAUGUAAGCGUCCCAAUGGGAUUUACAGAACCUCGGCCGGUCGUUCAGGCCUGUUUAGAUCACUA
Molecule: messenger RNA, 794 nt
Organism: Suillus discolor
Lineage: Eukaryota; Fungi; Basidiomycota; Agaricomycetes; Boletales; Suillaceae
Product: Tim17/Tim22/Tim23/Pmp24 family-domain-containing protein
Exons: 4
Coding region: 25-669 (214 amino acids)
Biological process (GO): protein import into mitochondrial matrix
Cellular component (GO): mitochondrial inner membrane; TIM23 mitochondrial import inner membrane translocase complex
Molecular function (GO): transmembrane protein transporter activity
Source: RefSeq, a predicted model, not a curated record